UGAUGUUGACUAGGCCUUAAAUGAUUAAUUACUAUUUUUCGUCAUAAUAAAUAAUGAAGUGUGUUGUAAACAGUGGUGGGUCGGCCAUUUUCACGGUGUGACAUAGAACGUAGAUCAUCCUUAUGUCACCAGAGAUCUCACUGCGUUAACAGCCAAGUUUUGCAAUGGCGUCUGUCUAAAAAUUUCGAAACGUGACGAAAUUUUUUUUUGUUUCACUUUGUUUUCAUAUUCAUAACAAAAAAUCUUACUUAUUUUUUAGUUUUCAAUCAGUACACAACUUAUAUGAUAGUAAUUAAAAAUGGUAUAAAAAUAUAUUGUAAAUCACUCAAAUGUUAACGUGGUCCGCAUCCGGUCGCCGCUGUAAUAGCGCUGUCCCUUUUCCACUCACGCACUUAGACGGAGAGCAACUUUCCGUCGUGCUCCCUCGCGCGCAGUCAUUGGAAUAUCCGUUCAAUGGCUGGCGGACAAGAAAAAUGGUAUUUUUCAAAAGAUCAACUACAGAAUUCAGCAAGCAGAAAAUGCGGUUUAGAUGCAGAUAAGGAGCUAGCAUAUAGGCAGCAAGCCGCAAAUCUUAUCCAGGAUAUGGGCCAGAGGCUUCAAGUCUCACAACUAUGUAUCAACACGGCGAUAGUGUACAUGCACCGGUUCUACGCGUUCCACUCGUUCACGCAGUUCCACCGCAACGCAAUCGCUGCGGCCGCGCUCUUCCUCGCCGCAAAGGUGGAGGAGCAGCCUCGCAAGUUAGAGUAUGUGAUAAAAGUGGCCCAUGUGUGCGUGCACCGCGGCGAGGGGGUCAGCGCGCUCACCACCGACCAGUACCAGGAACAGGCGCAAGACCUCGUUUUCAACGAGAACGUGUUGCUACAGACGCUAGGGUUCGAUGUGGCCAUCGAUCACCCGCACACGCACGUGGUCCGCGCGUGCCACCUCGUCAAAGCGCCCAAGGACCUCGCGCAGACAUCAUAUUUCAUGGCGUCGAACAGCUUACACCUGACGACCAUGUGCCUGCAGUACCGGCCCACCGUGGUGGCCUGCUUCUGUAUACACCUGGCAUCCAAGUGGAGCAACUGGGCGAUACCCCAAUCUAACGAGGGCCGGCACUGGUUCUCGUACGUGGACCGGACGGUGACCUCGGACCUGCUGGAGCGGCUCACGGCCGAGUUCCUGCACAUCUUCGACAAGUGCCCGUCCCGGCUCAAGAGGAAGAUGAUGGAGAGGAACAGCAACAGCGGCAGCUCGCCACACUCGAGCGCGGCGCACGGCAGCGGCUCGGCCUCGCAGCAGCGGCCGUCGCUGCCCAAUGACGACUUUGACAAGUCGUUUGACAAAGAAUACGAGCGCGAGCGACGCCGCGCGCCCUUGGCCGGCGGGUACGUGCCCGCCGCGCCCGCCGCCCCGCCGCCCAACAAGAUCGACUACAACGCGUACCGCGAGAAGAGGGAGCGGGACGAGCGCGAGCGGGCGAGACAGCAGCAGCAGCCCGCCGCGGCGCGGCAGCCGGGAGGGAGCGGGACGAGCGCGAGCGGGCGAGACAGCAGCAGCAGCCCGCCGCGGCGCGGCAGCCGGGGUGAGUUGUCACGUGUGUACAGUAUACCCGCCCCCCCGCCCAACAAGAUCGACUACAACGCGUACCGCGAGAAGAGGGAGCGGGACGAGCGCGAGCGGGCGAGACAGCAGCAGCAGCCCGCCGCGGCGCGGCAGCCGGGAGGGAGCGGGACGAGCGCGAGCGGGCGAGACAGCAGCAGCAGCCCGCCGCGGCGCGGCAGCCGGGGUGAGUUGUCACGUGUGUACAGUAUACCCGCCCCCCCGCCCAACAAGAUCGACUACAACGCGUACCGCGAGAAGAGGGAGCGGGACGAGCGCGAGCGGGCGAGACAGCAGCAGCAGCCCGCCGCGGCGCGGCAGCCGGGAGGGAGCGGGACGAGCGCGAGCGGGCGAGACAGCAGCAGCAGCCCGCCGCGGCGCGGCAGCCGGGGUGAGUUGUCACGUGUGUACAGUAUACCCGCCCCCCCGCCCAACAAGAUCGACUACAACGCGUACCGCGAGAAGAGGGAGCGGGACGAGCGCGAGCGGGCGAGACAGCAGCAGCAGCCCGCCGCGGCGCGGCAGCCGGGAGGGAGCGGGACGAGCGCGAGCGGGCGAGACAGCAGCAGCAGCCCGCCGCGGCGCGGCAGCCGGGGUGAGUUGUCACGUGUGUACAGUAUACCCGCCCCCCCGCCCAACAAGAUCGACUACAACGCGUACCGCGAGAAGAGGGAGCGGGACGAGCGCGAGCGGGCGAGACAGCAGCAGCAGCCCGCCGCGGCGCGGCAGCCGGGAGGGAGCGGGACGAGCGCGAGCGGGCGAGACAGCAGCAGCAGCCCGCCGCGGCGCGGCAGCCGGGGUGAGUUGUCACGUGUGUACAGUAUACCCGCCCCCCCGCCCAACAAGAUCGACUACAACGCGUACCGCGAGAAGAGGGAGCGGGACGAGCGCGAGCGGGCGAGACAGCAGCAGCAGCCCGCCGCGGCGCGGCAGCCGGGAGGGAGCGGGACGAGCGCGAGCGGGCGAGACAGCAGCAGCAGCCCGCCGCGGCGCGGCAGCCGGGGUGAGUUGUCACGUGUGUACAGUAUACCCGCCCCCCCGCCCAACAAGAUCGACUACAACGCGUACCGCGAGAAGAGGGAGCGGGACGAGCGCGAGCGGGCGAGACAGCAGCAGCAGCCCGCCGCGGCGCGGCAGCCGGGAGGGAGCGGGACGAGCGCGAGCGGGCGAGACAGCAGCAGCAGCCCGCCGCGGCGCGGCAGCCGGGGUGAGUUGUCACGUGUGUACAGUAUACCCGCCCCCCCGCCCAACAAGAUCGACUACAACGCGUACCGCGAGAAGAGGGAGCGGGACGAGCGCGAGCGGGCGAGACAGCAGCAGCAGCCCGCCGCGGCGCGGCAGCCGGGAGGGAGCGGGACGAGCGCGAGCGGGCGAGACAGCAGCAGCAGCCCGCCGCGGCGCGGCAGCCGGGGUGAGUUGUCACGUGUGUACAGUAUACCCGCCCCCCCGCCCAACAAGAUCGACUACAACGCGUACCGCGAGAAGAGGGAGCGGGACGAGCGCGAGCGGGCGAGACAGCAGCAGCAGCCCGCCGCGGCGCGGCAGCCGGGAGGGAGCGGGACGAGCGCGAGCGGGCGAGACAGCAGCAGCAGCCCGCCGCGGCGCGGCAGCCGGGGUGAGUUGUCACGUGUGUACAGUAUACCCGCCCCCCCGCCCAACAAGAUCGACUACAACGCGUACCGCGAGAAGAGGGAGCGGGACGAGCGCGAGCGGGCGAGACAGCAGCAGCAGCCCGCCGCGGCGCGGCAGCCGGGAGGGAGCGGGACGAGCGCGAGCGGGCGAGACAGCAGCAGCAGCCCGCCGCGGCGCGGCAGCCGGGGUGAGUUGUCACGUGUGUACAGUAUACCCGCCCCCCCGCCCAACAAGAUCGACUACAACGCGUACCGCGAGAAGAGGGAGCGGGACGAGCGCGAGCGGGCGAGACAGCAGCAGCAGCCCGCCGCGGCGCGGCAGCCGGGAGGGAGCGGGACGAGCGCGAGCGGGCGAGACAGCAGCAGCAGCCCGCCGCGGCGCGGCAGCCGGGGUGAGUUGUCACGUGUGUACAGUAUACCCGCCCCCCCGCCCAACAAGAUCGACUACAACGCGUACCGCGAGAAGAGGGAGCGGGACGAGCGCGAGCGGGCGAGACAGCAGCAGCAGCCCGCCGCGGCGCGGCAGCCGGGAGGGAGCGGGACGAGCGCGAGCGGGCGAGACAGCAGCAGCAGCCCGCCGCGGCGCGGCAGCCGGGGUGAGUUGUCACGUGUGUACAGUAUACCCGCCCCCCCGCCCAACAAGAUCGACUACAACGCGUACCGCGAGAAGAGGGAGCUGGACGAGCGCGAGCGGGCGAGACAGCAGCAGCAGCCCGCCGCGGCGCGGCAGCCGGGUAUACCCGCCCCCCCGCCCAACAAGAUCGACUACAACGCGUACCGCGAGAAGAGGGAGCGGGACGAGCGCGAGCGGGCGAGACAGCAGCAGCAGCCGUCCGCGGCGCGGCAGCCGGGAGGGAGCGGGACGAGCGCGAGCGGGCGAGACAGCAGCAGCAGCCCGCCGCGGCGCGGCAGCCGGGGUGAGUUGUCACGUGUGUACAGUAUACCCGCCCCGCCGCCCAACAAGAUCGACUACAACGCGUACCGCGAGAAGAGGGAGCGGGACGAGCGCGAGCGGGCGAGACAGCAGCAGCAGCCGUCCGCGGCGCGGCAGCCGGGAGGGAGCGGGACGAGCGCGAGCGGGCGAGACAGCAGCAGCAGCCGUCCGCGGCGCGGCAGCCGGGGUGAGUUGUCACGUGUGUACAGUAUACCCGCCCCCCCGCCCAACAAGAUCGACUACAACGCGUACCGCGAGAAGAGGGAGCGGGACGAGCGCGAGCGGGCGAGACAGCAGCAGCAGCCGUCCGCGGCGCGGCAGCCGGGGCAGGCGCAGCCCCCGGGGCGGGCCGCGGCGCCGCACCACCGGCCGCACCACCACAAGCCGCCGCCCUGGCCGCACCACAAGCCGCCGCACAAGCCCGCGCCGCCCGCCUCCGCGCCUGCGUCUGCGCCCGCGCAGACCGUCCCACCCGCGCCCGCGCCGCACGCCGCCGCGCCGGCGCGCACGCGCCCCCCCUCGCUGUUCUCCCCCGACAACUCCACCGCGCCCGCGCAGGCCGCGCAGCGCCCCGCCGCGCGCGCGCCGCCGCCGCGCCGCCCCGAGCCGCGCCCCGCACCCCCUCCCGCCGCGCCCGCCUCCCCGCGCCGCGCCCUGCGCGACAUGCAGCCCCCCGCCAUCCUCUCCCCCUUCUCCUCGCCCCCCGCCCCCGCCCCCGCCCCCGCGCCCGCGCGCGACCAGCCGCCGCGCCCGAGGCAGCGCGCGCCCUCCAGCUCGGAGCCCGAGCUCGUCCCGGUCGUCAAGAAGCUCGACGAGACCCCCGGCUACGAGAACCUCAUCCGCGACUCCCAGCGCGGCGCGCCCAUCCGCGCGAAACCGCCGGAGCAGCGCCGCCCCGACCCCGCUCCGACGCGCUCGCUUAACGGCAUCGAGACCGACCCCACCCUGGUCUCGAAUCUACUUAAGGAGAGUCUCGCUAAGCCGGCGCCUAUAACCGUCGCGACCGAGCGCAAGUCGCCGGUGGUCGAGGUCAAACGAGAGCCCGUAGUGGAACCGAAGCGCGAGCCGGUCGAGCCGGUGGUGGAAGUGAAACGCGAGCCGGACCCGGCGCCGGUGGUCCCUCAGCCCGUCCAGCCGGCCGCCGAGGACGCGCCCGACCACAAACACAAGAAGGAAAAGAAGAAGAAGGAGAAACACAAACACAAAGACCGGGACAAGUCGAAAGAGGAGAGAAAGAAACAUAAAAAGGACAAGGAGCGGGAGAGAAAGGAGGGCCGGAAGGAGAGCCCGCCGCCGGCGCCGGCGGAGCCCGCGACGGACGGCGCGCUCCGGAUCACGAUACCCCGCGAGAAGCUCGCCAGCAGCCCCGGCCUCAAGAUCAAGAUCCCGAAGGAGCGGCUCGCGGCGCCGCCGCCGCCGCCGCAGGCCGCCGGCCUCAAGAUCAAGAUCUCGAAGGAAGUGCUGGAGACGUCCCGCAAGCGCGCCGGCCCCGAGCCGCCGGCCGCGCCGCCGCACAAGCUGGCGCGCCACAACGGAGCGCCGCACCCCAAGGUAGGCUGGCCUCUCCCUCCCCCCGCCGCCCCCCGCCUGCCCUACUACAUGGUGCGCCCGCCGCCCCCGCUCUACUACGGCAUGGGCAUGAGCAUGGGCGGCAUGGUACCCGUGGAGGGCUACUACUACGGGCCGCCGCUGGGCGUGUACCCCCCGCACCCCCCGGGGCCGCCCGCCCCCCCGGCGCCCCAGCCGCCCCUGCCCGCGAUGCCCCCGCCAGUUGUACCGCCCCCGCCACCGGAAUGAUUCAUGUCUACUAAUUAUACUGAAGCUUUUUGCUUGACAUAAUUUCAUUUCACAUAAUUGUAACGUAACAUACGUUUUAUAAUAACUUUGUAACAAUUAUCGAAUCCGUAGACUUUACAUCUGUACUUUUACGUAUUUCAAUGAAUGUAAAUAAACAAUAUUGUAUGGCAAAAUCUAUUCGCUAAUGCUAUUUACCGUAUACUUUUCAAAAGUUACUAUGAUUAGCUCAAUGAAGUUAUUAUAGUUAUAUCAUGAUAGUAAAAUUCAAGAAUGUUGUUUAUUUACUUUCUCUCCAGUACUUAAAAUUACACUUUAAUUUUAAAAAGUCUCCCAGAAAAUUCUUUAGAGCAAAUUACAGUUAUGUCAAAUAAAAUUAUGGCAAGCAGGAGGCCGAAAAUACAGCAUGUUUUUAGUACUCUACUUUCAAACUCUAAGUCUGGUAGAAUGUUGUACAAAUUUGAUAUAUUUAUAUAUAUUUACACUUUUCUAAUAAGGCUAAGUUAAACUGCCAAAUUAUAUCAUGUUACUUAUUGAUUAGUAGUUGUAGGUAUGUUUUAUAGACGUACAGUGGAAUUUUACAGAUCUCUUAACGAAAUACUAAUAGUAUAUUAUAGUAUGCAUUAUCUCAAAUGAUUUUUACGAUGAAGAUCCUAAGCUUUUAACAAAAACCAUUGUUUAUUUAAUGCGACCGGCUUAGCUCCCGUAUUAGGCACGUGCCCAAGCAACAAUGUCCUUUAAAAAGCAACUGUAUCAUGAUAGUAUUAAGGUUCAAAUCUAUUAAUAGGAGGGCUCGCCUUAGGUGGUCGAUCGUCCUACAUUACCAAAACAUGUUAACUCGUAUGAACUUACAUAGAUUUGAAACUUAAUACUAUCACGAUACAGUUGCUUUUUAAACGACAUUGUUGCUUUGCCGACCGCAUGUACACAAAAGAAACAAUGGCUUUUAUUCAAAUUAGGGUCUUAGGCGUAAAAAUCAUUUGAGAAAAUUCAUACUUUACAUACCUAGGGCAGUGAAGUAAGAAAUGUCUCAGAUCACAUGUAAUUGUCAGCCGAGGCGAAGCCGAGGCGAAGCCGAGGUCGAAAAACAUGUGACACAGACUUUCUUAUUUACUGGCUGAGGUGUGUAUAAUAUUUUUCUCCUCGACGGAGCCGGAAAGCGGCAACAUCGUUUAGCGCAGCGGAUCGAAAGUGGACGCUUUCCGGCCGGAGGGCAGAAAACUCUAUUUCAAAUCAAUUCUCACCACUGUUCGUUUAUAUAUUGUUGGACAAAAGGAAAGUAUGCUCUGUACAUUGCACAAAUAACAUCAAAAUACUCUUAACAUUUUAUAAUAUAGAACUUGUUAUACAUAAAAUGAAUGAUCUAUAAUUUUUAUAACACAAUAUUAUUAUACAAUAUUAUAACAAGGAUUGGGGACUUCACAUAUACCUAGCCAUUGGGCUAGCGUGGGGACUAUAGCCCAAGCCCUCUCGCGCAUGAGAGGAGGCCUGUGCCCAGCAGUGGGACAUAUAUAGGCUGAAUUAUUAUUAUUAUAACAAGAGUUGUUACAUUUUGAAGGAACUAUAUCUUGCACUAUUUACUCGCGCACUUUACAUAGUUGACUAAUGGUGAAACCAUCACUUAAUGUUUUAUUUUACAACAAUUUAUAGUUUAUCGAAAAUAAUACCUGCUAUUCUUGUACUUAUAUUUACUCUAUUCUGCUUUAUAUAUUGAAUAUAAAUAUUAAUGUGUAUCCUUAAUCUUAUCUACCUUAAUACUAUUUCACGUCUAUAUAAAUUGACGUAUAAUAUCUCUAGAGCUUUUACAAGUACACUAUAUAUUUAUCAUAUUUUAUAUGUGUGUUUAUCAUAUUUGUAUCCUUAAUCUUCAUCCAUUUUAAUACUAUAUCUUUCACGUCCAUAUAAAUUAACGUAUAUUUCUCUAGAGCUUUUACAAGUGUACUAUAUUAUUAUAUUUUUCAUAUUUUAUAUUCCAUUUUUAGAUAAUUACUCAAUGGUUGAAGUAUUGUAGGGAUCUCUGUGCAAUGUAUAUAACAUAGGUAGGUAGCGGCUACUAAAUACGUUAUUAGAUCACAAUAUAAUGUACGUAUACAUCUUUAUUUAUUAUAUCUAUCAAAUUUAUAGGAUAACAUCGAAUUUACUAAUAAAUAAAAAAGUUGUGGCUAAAUUUAGGUGAUCUUUAAAUUUGACUAGUAAGUAUAUAUUGUUAAAUUAUAAUCAGAACUAUAAAUGCAUUUUUGCAACAAAAAAAAACAAAUUAGAACAAUAUAAUUUAGGUAUAAAGAUAUAUUGUGAAAAAUCGAUAAUGUCACAAUAGAAGAUCUCCUUUGUUUUUUUAUUGAACUGGCUGAAAUUAUAAUUAACUUUUUUAUAAAUAAAAAAAUAUUUUCGCAUCAAUAUGUUUUCUCGUCAUAACAUUUUACAUUGUGCUUUAUUUGCUAAUUCCCAUAUAUUUAAAAAAAAACAAGGGCCUGUGGAAAUAAAUGACUUAUGCGAACCAAAGAUACAUUGAUUGAGUAAGACGCGUAAAAUCUAAGACAAUUUCGUGCUUCGAAUUUGGCAGAUUAAACGAGAUGGCGCUGUACAGUUCAGCUCAGUUUUUAGUUCUUAUGACAUCUGUCCAUUAGGACAAUUUUAGCUCAGUCUACUAGUCAAAUCAGUUACUUUUUUAAAGAAAGCUGUCAAAACGAUUUGCUAAUAUGGAAUUUAUAUGAAACAUUACAUCGUGACGUCACGGUCAACUCACCUACUUUUUUUUAUUUCUAUCCGAUUUAUUAAAUAGAAUUUGUGUUUAAAAAUAACUCAAUUAUCAGUUAUCAGUUAAGUUAGUAGUUUGGUAUCAGUUAUCAGUGUUUUUCUAAUAAUUAUCUGAUGCUUUAUUUCAUGCAUGGUGUAAAAUAAUUUAUUUUAAAUACAGUGACAGCAAAACAUCGCGCAGUACAGCGCUAUCUAUUUAGGAUUUCAAACAAAGGGUACGUCUUUUUCUUAGACUUUACCUCUCUAUUACAAUCAUUAUCUUUGUGCGAAAUAAUUAAACAUGUGAAGGCGAAAUAAUUUGCUCCUAGCUUGUUCAAUGAUAAAUUUCAAACCCUCCUUGCUAUUUUCUGUCAGUUUUUGCUUCUUUUUCUAACACAUAUGUAGGGUAUCUAGAUGUCGGCGGCCGAUCGUAAAAUCAGGCAGAUCGUAAUGUUCCUGUGUAUUGUUUCAGGAUAGUCACAUUAAACCAAUAUAUAGGUAAGAUAGGUUCGUUAGGUUGCUUCAGAUGCCUGAAGGGCAAACUGCCCGGAAAUAGGAGCACCGCGUAGCGGGGUUCCGUCGACUCAGGGAACGAGUCAAAGAUUUUCACGUUUCAGGAUAUGCCUAGGAAUUUCACGAUAUGCCUAAUCUUACGAUCGGCCGCCGGCAUACAUAUUCUUAUAUUUAAAAUAAAUUUUAGUACUUCGUAAGAAUAUUGGUGUUCGUCAUCAUAUAUUUAUAUGUGUCUAUUGCAUAUUAUAUAUACACGUGUUAUAACUUGUACGCAUAAUAUUUAUAUGUACACAUUUAUAUAACUGUUAUGAUAUUUUACCUUUCUUGUACAGUUUAAAAUAUUAUUUACCCUGCAUUUAAUCUUCACAAUACCUAUUAUGUACAAAUCAGUCCAAUUUGAACAUAUUAAGAACAAACUUUGAAAACUAGUUAAUGGAUCCCUUUGAAAUAAAGAUCUCCUCAAAAUAACUUUAUAAGAAUAUCGGUGAUUUCAGCCAGUCUCUCAUUUGGACAUUAAAUGUCAAAAUCUAAUUAGAUUAAAUAAAACUAUAGCAACUGAGGCAUAUAAUGUAUAGAUAGUAUAAAAAUGCAUAAUAUGGUAAUAAUUUGCAACAUUCCUUAAAGUUUAUGCUGCGCGUUUUAAAACGCAAACAUAAUAUACAGGACGCCUUUGGUAUUAAUGACCAAACUCUGAGAGUUGAAUAUGUUAUGUAGAUCAUAUUAAACAGCCGAUUCAGUGCAAUGUUUUUAACAUGUGACGCAUGACACGGGAGGAGUGUCAUCAAUCUCAUCAUAUUCUAUGGCGCAUGGCAUGGCUGCCGUGUCAUGAAAUGAUUGUUCCGCGCCACAGCGAAAAGUUUCCGAAAAUGGAACACGCAACGAAUCGGUUAAUAUGGAGCCAAUCCCGAGAUUGCGAAAAAAAAUCAGCGGUUCUAUAGAUUCACCGAAAUGUAUGGGACGGCAGAAUUUUUUUUUCGCUAUAUCGGCGUAGGCUUCAUACAGUACCGUUUUUACCAUAAGGGCACAUGGGGCCCGUGCCCAGGCCCCCAUCCUCAGGGGGCCCCGAAGGACAGUCAGUAACAGUAUAUUUGAAUACCCAUAAUAAAUAGAAGAUCAUAGUGGAAAAAUUAUAGAUUAAUUAUUUUUCUUUACUUUCCAAAAUGGCCCCAAAUUCUUAUGUGCCCAAGGGCCCCAACAUACACACAACACAAGUUGGUCAUACUGAAGAACCCCCUCCCCUCAGUCCCCUCAGAGCUUGGUCAGUGAUAACAAAAGCACCAUGUAUAUUUGAGAUAGUUUCUCAUUCCAAUUUAUAUACAUGCUGUAGAUCGUCUUAUAAUAUUAUAAUUAUAUUCAAUAUAUUAUAAAUAUAGAGUCAAAGCUAGUUUGCCUGCGCGUACAGCUUGUCUUAACCUGAACAUUACCAUAUCAGCUUUAAUUUAAAGUAAAAAGCGUAGUCUAUUUUAUAUAAAAAUAUAAACUUUAUUAAACUAGCUAAGUUAAAUUAAUUAAUGCUUGCUCAAGAACAUAAAAAUGUAUAAAAAACAGGGUCUAAAUGAAUAUAAAUGUUCCUGCUUUCGUGUGCUAUAAUAUAAAAUGUUAUACAAAAUGUUACUAGUGUUAAAAAUGCUAAAUGUCUCGUAAAAUAUUUACCUACUUGUUAAAAGAAAAAAAUAUAUAUACAUUUUUUUAAAUCUCAUUUGGUAUUCAUAGUUUAUUAAAUUGACAGUUGGUACACAUAUUAAUUAAUUCUUUUUUUUUAUUUGACUCGCACACUCAUUGUUAAUACUGAAGCAUUAAAUUGAAGGAUUAAAUAUUUAUAUUUGUUAUUUAAUUUAAUGUGGAUUGCCGAACUAAAAAUAUCAACGACAACCAAAAACAAUCUUAAAAACUUCUUAAAUUCUUAUUCUUUUCGUUAAUUUGUAUAAUAUAAAUAAUUUUUUGAUCUUUUUCUCAUCGCAAACUCGUAUUUUAUCAAUAACCUAUAAAAACCGCGAUAAAAAAUGUGUCAUGAUACUUGCUAGUUCAGCAUUUCACAAUAAAUUCUUCUUUAAAAUAUAUUCUUGACAGUUGGUGCCAUUCCUGUUACCAUUUUAUACUGUAGAAAUGUUAAAAUAUAGUUAUUUUUUGACGAUUUUUAAAAAGUACUUAAGUAGACGUCUAGAUAAUUUAGAACUAUUUUGUUUCAUUUUGUUAAAAUAAAAUAUAAUAGAUGUUUUUAGUGUCACUUGUAAAUAUUAGUUUUAAUGUUUGAUUGAGAUUAUCAUUACGAAUUUCAUUUAGUUUAUUUAAUAAUUUCAUUAGUAUUACAUAGUUAUUAUUUGUAUUUAGUUACUUUAUGUAGUUGAUUUAUUGAAAUUUGAUUUUUGUUAAAGAGUUUUAUUAAAACUUGGAAUUUUGA
Molecule: messenger RNA, 11593 nt
Organism: Cydia fagiglandana
Lineage: Eukaryota; Metazoa; Arthropoda; Insecta; Lepidoptera; Tortricidae
Gene: CycT
Product: serine/arginine repetitive matrix protein 2
Exons: 25
Coding region: 454-5946 (1830 amino acids)
Biological process (GO): regulation of transcription by RNA polymerase II; positive regulation of DNA-templated transcription, elongation
Cellular component (GO): cyclin/CDK positive transcription elongation factor complex; nucleus
Molecular function (GO): cyclin-dependent protein serine/threonine kinase activator activity
Source: RefSeq, a predicted model, not a curated record